Zootermopsis nevadensis is the source of this 1555-nucleotide messenger RNA. RefSeq names its product ER membrane protein complex subunit 6 (gene EMC6). The record is from RefSeq and is a predicted model, not a curated record. Gene Ontology annotation, cellular component: EMC complex; endoplasmic reticulum; membrane. Lineage: Eukaryota; Metazoa; Arthropoda; Insecta; Blattodea; Termopsidae. Gene Ontology annotation, biological process: protein folding in endoplasmic reticulum; autophagosome assembly.
AAGUGAUAGAUGCUUUCAGGCCACGUUGGAGAUGCAAGGCAUACCAACUGUAGCUUAUCAAUAGUGGUAUAAAUCAUUGGAUUGAGUUACAUUACUGUACUGGUUGUUUUGUUUCACUAUUUACUUGUAAAACGUCUACAACUUUCAUUAUAGAUUAUACAGUUGAAACAUGGUGAUCGGGAGAGUUAAAACAAAAGUUGAAAAGUCUGGAGAGAUUGUAGCGUAUAGUGAAAUAGCAGUAAGAAAUAAUGCCAGUGUUGUAGAGUAUUGCAGAACAUCAAUGGCAGCUUUGUCAGGAGGAACAGCUGGUUUGCUUGGAAUCACUGGCUUUUAUGGCUUUGGUUUCUAUAUAUUUGCUGUGGUUGGACUCUGGCUGUUAAUAUUACUGAAAGCAGGAUCAAACUGGAAGAAAUACUUCAUCAGCAGGCGGAUGCUCCUUACAAAUGGAUUCUUUGGAAGUCUUUUUACAUAUGUGUUGUUCUGGACAUUCUUGUAUGGAAUGGUACAUGUAUACUGAGACAUAUUACAGAUGUCACUUCUGUGUUUUGUGUUGUUACCACUUGCACAUAUUCUAGAAUUUCAAGAUGAGAAAACAAAUAACUUUUUUAUAAAUAUUCAGUGUUGUUCAUGCUUCUGUAUUUAUAUUCCCUUCCAUAUGCAAGUACCAGGGACCAUUUGACUUAAGUGCAUUCAUACUGUUUUAGUAUUUUGUUUUAAAAUAAGAGACAUGGUUUGGUCUUCUGUGUCUAAAAUGUAAUGAAGUAUCUAGGUUAGUGAACAUCCAGACAGUCUAAUUAUUAGGCUAAAAUUAUACAGCAUUGAACCUGCACCAAGAACUCAAUAUUCAUAAAACUUGGGUAUGUGCCAUAUUUGAAUCAACCUUAAAUGUGUGUUCAGCAGAAGACAAGCCUGGAAGCAGAGGUGUUUACUCACUUUAAGGUUUAACAAAUUAAAUCAAUUAAAAGUGUAUUACAUAAUGAAACCAAUUUGCAAACUUCAGAGACUGGAACUUCAACAUCGCUCCUUGAAGUAUGUGGAAAUUCAGAAUUGUUCCUCAUUACUGCAAAUACCUUUAUAUUAUUGUUCAUGUUAGUAAUAAAUUAUUUGAAAUUAAAUUUGGAAGAGGGGUCAUCAGCAAAUGUAUGUUGCCUCAUUAUCACAGAAUGUAAUGUCACCUGUCAGUCUUAAAGUGUGACUAUUUAUGAAGUAGUACACGAGCUGGUAUUGCCAUUUCAUGGAUAUCAAUUUCCAGUUACUAUAUACAAAAGAAGAAUGUUAUGUUUGUGGUUUUCACAGAGUUAACACAUUAAUAACUCUGGAACCUUUGAUUAGAUUCACAUUAUUUUACCUUGAAAUUGUAGAUCUAUGAGAAUACUUUUAGAGGAUAUUUAUUUGAGUGUUGUUGGCCAGUUUGAGUAUGAAGUGACUAAAUUAAUGUCAAGACAAAUUCAAAAGCAUUUUCCAUUAUAUUGGAUGAGACUUUUGAUUUUCAAAUUGUUUCUAGUUUUAAUGUACAGUCAUGAUAAUAAAAUUAAAUAAAAAUUUGUUGCUGUUA